This is a messenger RNA of Hippocampus zosterae (dwarf seahorse), 2545 nucleotides long. RefSeq names its product nuclear receptor subfamily 2 group C member 1-A-like. NCBI's taxonomy places the organism in Eukaryota, Metazoa, Chordata, Actinopteri, Syngnathiformes, Syngnathidae. The transcript is spliced from 14 exons. Gene Ontology annotation, molecular function: RNA polymerase II cis-regulatory region sequence-specific DNA binding; nuclear receptor activity; zinc ion binding. Bases 234 to 2258 code for a protein of 674 amino acids. The record is from RefSeq and is a predicted model, not a curated record. Gene Ontology annotation, biological process: negative regulation of transcription by RNA polymerase II; anatomical structure development; cell differentiation.
GACUUAUGCGUGUAUGGAGGCGCCACUGUUGGCGUCGCCGUUUGAACGGUACCAUCCGCGGGGAGGGCGCCGGGGAGCAGCCCGGCUAGGGCUGCCUGCCUGCUAUUGACUUCCUACUAGCACGCAGCUAACAGCUAGCUAGCCAGCACUCGCGUUCGCACCACGCCGAGUGCGCAUACUUGAUGGGCCACUGAGGCGAGUCGCGGGGGCCAGCGGAGGUGUGCAGCGCGAGUAUGGAUGGCCACACGCAGAGGAUCCAGCUGGUUUCAGCAGAUGGCAACAUGUCCAUGGGGCACCGAAUUCAGAUUGUGAGCGAUCCGCAGAAGAAGUUCCAGAUCGUGACGGCCCUGGAGCCGGCGUCUCCCGGCAAGCAGCAGUUUAUCCUGGCCAACGCCGAGUAUUCCCCCGGCGGGAAGGUGAUCCUGGCCAAGCGAGAGGGCUCCCCCAACAAGGUCCUCCUCGCCAGCCCCGACGGCUCCGGGCUCAACCAGCUGCUCUUCGCCUCUCCCGAUCUGUCGGGACCGCAGAUUCAGUUUGUCACCGAGGGCUGCGAGCAGUCCGUGGCCAAGCCUAUUGUGGAGUACUGCGUUGUCUGCGGGGACAAGGCCUCCGGGCGCCAUUACGGAGCGGUCAGUUGCGAGGGCUGCAAAGGCUUCUUCAAGCGCAGCAUCAGGAAGAACCUGGUGUACACGUGCAGGGGCUCCGGCGAGUGCGCCAUCAACAAGAUCCACCGAAACCGCUGCCAGUACUGUCGACUGCAGCGCUGCAUGGCCGUGGGCAUGAAACAGGAUUCCGUGCAGUGCGAGAGGAAGCCCGUGGACGUGCCCGCCAGGGAAAAGUCUGUCAACUGCGCCGCCUCCACGGAGAAGAUCUACAUCCGCAAGAACCUGUGCAGCCCGCUGGCCGCCACGCCCACUUUCGUGUCCGACAGGGAGACCUCCAGGUCGGCGCAUUUGCUGGAGUCCAGCAUGUUGCUCAACAUCCAACAAUCUUUCCCCAAGCUGGAAAACGCCAUCUUGAUCCCGGCGUCCCCGGAAAAGCACGACGACCCCUGCCACGGCGACCUGGGCACGCUGGCCAACGUGGUGACCUCGCUGGCCCACCUCAACAAGGCCAGAGAGGCCGGCGGCGGUGGCGAGAUGGACGACACGCUCAGCAACGGCGACGACUCCAUGACGGACCCGCAGGAGGAUGAGCAAAGCGAUAUCAGCAGAGCCUUCGACACGCUGGCCAAAGUCCUGCACGCCGACGGCUCGUCGCCGCCCAACCUGCAGGCUGCCAUGCGGCUGAUGUCGGGCGACCAGUCGGGCCCGGUGUCGGACGUGGAGGGCUCGCUGCUCUCGGAAAGCCAUAUCCCGUUCAAGCUGAUGAUGCCCGUGCCCGUGCCGGAGUUCCUCAACGUCAACUACAUCUGCGAGUCGGCCUCGCGCCUCCUCUUCCUGUCCAUGCACUGGGCGCGCUCCAUCCCCGCCUUCCAAGCCUUGGGAGGUCAGGAGGACAACGACAUCAACCUGAUGAAAGCUUGCUGGAACGAGCUCUUUGCCUUGGGUCUGGCCCAGUGCUCCGACGUGAUGAACGUGGCCACCAUCUUGAGCGCCAUCAUCGGCCAUCUGCAGACCGCCUUGCAGGAAGAGAAGCUUUCCCAAGAGCGCGUGAAACUGGUGAUGGAGCACAUCUGGAGGCUGCAGGAGUUCUGCAACAGCAUGAGCAGGCUGUCGCCGGACGCUUACGAAUACGCCUUCCUCAAAGCCAUCGUUCUCUUCAGUCCCGAUCGAGAGGUUCCAGCAGAAGGCCUACGUGGAGCUGCAGGACUACGUGGCGCGCACGUAUCCCGAAGAUUCCUACCGGUUGUCCAAGCUGCUCCUGCGGCUUCCCGCCCUGCGACUGAUCAGCGCCGCCGUCACCGAGGAGCUCUUCUUCGCCGGCCUCAUCGGCAACGUGCAGAUCGACAGCAUCAUCCCGUACAUCCUCAAAAUGGACUCCACCGACUACAACAGCCAGUCGCUUCCUGGGGUUUGAGCCUCGUCCUCGUCCUCGUCCUCCCCCCCCCCCCCGCCCUUGGAGUCGGUCUGCAGAGUGUCUGGCGGCGUAAGAUAAGAGAGUCGGCGAUCAGGCCGGAAGCGGCGCUCUUGUCGCGUGUUCACUUGACGGCGCCGAAUUUCCCAUUUUCUGCUUUGUCGCCGCGAGGCCUUUUUUGCAAAAAGCGGUUGCGGCAGACGCGUUUUUUUAAGCCGCUACUCGUCGACGGCUCGGGAUGACAUUUCGGGAUGAACCUCAAAUGCGUUGGCUACCGAAAUGGACCAACGCCUUCCCACUUCUUUGCCUUUCUGUGACUCUUCCAGUCGCUCUUUUCUCAGCCACCCGCUGACGACGCGACGCUCUAAACUCAGUGGCCACUAAAGCAGCACUGGAAGAGUCACAGAAAGCCAUCGGUGGUCUUUUAGUUGCCCCAAUCUCCAUCUCCCAAACGUUUUGGGAGUACUGUACAAUCAUGCUGUCCUGUGGGUUGGUUUUUUUUUUCCUUCCGCAAUUAACUCCAAAACGU